Messenger RNA from Daucus carota subsp. sativus, 1391 nucleotides. RefSeq lists its product as uncharacterized. The transcript is spliced from 9 exons. The record is from RefSeq and is a predicted model, not a curated record. Gene Ontology annotation, cellular component: U12-type spliceosomal complex; nucleolus. The coding region runs from base 119 to 1243 and encodes 374 amino acids. Gene Ontology annotation, biological process: positive regulation of mRNA splicing, via spliceosome. Lineage: Eukaryota; Viridiplantae; Streptophyta; Magnoliopsida; Apiales; Apiaceae. Gene Ontology annotation, molecular function: RNA binding.
GCGAAAUAGAAAGUAGCGUGCUCCGUCUCCCCCGAGCUCUGGCCGCCAAGACUAGAGUGGUGUUAUAAGUGCAAUUCGAAUGAGAUUUGAUAUAACCAUACACAACUCAGGGUGAGAGAUGACGACUCGAAUCGCACCGGGAGUAGGAGCAAACUUGCUAGGUCAGCACGCCGCCGAGAGGAACCAAGACGCCACUGCUUAUGUCGGCAACCUCGAUCCUCAGGCGAGUGAAGAGCUGUUAUGGGAGCUGUUUGUUCAGGCAGGUCCUGUUGUUAACGUUUAUGUUCCCAAAGAUAGAGUGACUAAUCUUCACCAGGGUUAUGGGUUUGUUGAAUUUAGAAGUGAAGAAGAUGCCGACUAUGCUAUCAAAGUUUUGAACAUGAUCAAACUUUAUGGGAAGCCUAUACGUGUGAACAAAGCAUCUCAAGAUAAGAAGAGCUUAGAUGUCGGAGCAAAUCUUUUUGUUGGAAAUCUUGAUCCAGAUGUGGAUGAGAAACUCUUAUAUGAUACUUUCAGUGCAUUUGGGGGCAUUGCUUCAAAUCCUAAGAUAAUGAGGGAUCCAGACACAGGGAACUCCCGUGGAUUUGGUUUCAUCAGUUAUGAAUCUUUUGAGGCAUCUGAUGCUGCUAUCGAGGCAAUGAAUGGACAGUAUCUUUGCAAUCGUCAGAUAACAGUUUCAUAUGCAUACAAGAAAGACACGAAAGGGGAGCGCCAUGGUACCCCAGCAGAGCGGGUUCUGGCUGCAAGUAAUCCUGGUAUCCAGAAAAGCAGGCCACACACUUUGUUUGCAAGUGGACCCCCUUCACUUAACAAUGUUGCCCAGGCUAAUGGUGCCCCAGUUCCUCCACGUCCUUUUGCAAAUGGGGUUGUUCCUUCUGGCCAAAUUCCGGCAUUCCGUCCGCCACCGCCACAAGUCUUCCCACAAAUGCAAAUAUCUGGCCCGCCACCAUCAUGGCAGGGUCAUCAACAAGGCCAGACACUUGCACCACCUCCCAUGCAGCAGCCACCAAUGCAGCAUUACAGGCCGCCUCCACCUAACAUGCCACCACCGCCACAGCAGAUGGCUCAGAUGAUGAAUAGGCCUCCCCCACCUCCAGCUGCAAUGGGUGCCCCACAACAAUAUUGGAGGCAGCCUCCUCCCCCUCAGCACAUGGUUGGUGGACACCAUGUAAUGCAGCAAAUGUCCAUGCCGCCACCUCCACCACCUAAUGCACAGCCGAUGCCCCCUCCUGCAUCAAGUUGAAAUCCUGAAUUGGUUUAUGUGUUUCUAACUAGGACUUUAUAUACUUUUAUGUAUAUUUUUUUAAAUAACUGCAACUAUAUCAAUUGUAGAAUUUUUUGUUUGCAGCCUGGAUUAUAAUUUUAAUUUUAAGUACUUGCAGACUUUGAAA